This is a messenger RNA of Pararge aegeria (speckled wood butterfly), 1208 nucleotides long. Its product is annotated as trypsin delta-like. Gene Ontology annotation, biological process: proteolysis. Gene Ontology annotation, molecular function: serine-type endopeptidase activity. The transcript is spliced from 8 exons. The record is from RefSeq and is a predicted model, not a curated record. Lineage: Eukaryota; Metazoa; Arthropoda; Insecta; Lepidoptera; Nymphalidae. Bases 119 to 1054 code for a protein of 311 amino acids.
UGUUUUCAAAUUGAUUAUGAGCUAGUCAUAGAAUUAACAGUGAGCAUAUACCGAGUUGAUCAGUUUUAAAAUUAUUGACGGCUAAUUUGGAUUCUUAAAAUGUACAGAUAAUUUAGUAAUGGGUAUCUGGAAUUAUAUUAUUUUUAUUUCAAUUAUUAGCUAUUUUGGGCCUAAUGUUUACAGCGCGUCUACAACUCGGAAAGCAGAAUUAGAAUGCGAGUUCCCACCUAAAAUGGAGGAGGACCUCACACACGUAAGAAGAAAACGCUUGACAACGGAAUCAGGGCUUGUCUGUUUGGAAGACUACCCAUAUACAGUUUCCAUAAGGUUGCAUGGAAAGCAUUGGUGCGGGGGUGCUAUUGUUGGUCAACAAUGGAUAUUGACGGCAGCACAGUGUUUUGACUACGUAUCGAAAGAGGAAGUGACAGUUCGAAUGGGUUCUGUAUUCCGAGACUUCGGUGGGCGGAUCCUGUCAGUAAUUGAUAUCCAGCGUCAUCCCGGCUACAGAACGGAUCAGUAUUAUCCUGAGCAUAAUCUUGCUUUAAUUAAGGUGAAUAUCCAAAUAUUACCAUCCAGCCGCGUUCAAGCAGUGUCGCUAGCAUUAAACAACGCAGACUUCCCACCACUGUUUGGAGAGGUGAUAGUCACCGGCUAUGGCUCAGUGGCAACUGGUCAAAUUCGAGAUGGUGUUAAUCAAGAACUGCGUCGGAUGAUCGUGAGAGCCGUUCCCAAAUCCCAAUGUAGAGUGGAGUAUGGGAAUGACUAUCAUAUACAGCACGAUCAUAUGUGUUUGCGAAGCACCGUCAAAGGUGUUGCUUUGUGUGCGGGAGAUACAGGAGAUCCAGCAGUCUACUUCGACGGUAUGAAUCGGGCCGGAACGCUGUACGGUAUAGCAUUGUUUUCUGGUACAGAAGAAUGUGCUUACAAAUCUAAACCAGGAGUUUAUGCGAAGGUCUCUUUAAAUCGACCCUGGAUAGACAGAGUGCUAAAUGAAACGGAGCUCAAUGAAAGUUUUGAUAGCAGGGAAAAUGUUAUUCCAAUCGACAUGGUUUAAAAAAUAAUAAAUUAUUUUCAGUUAUAAAGUUAUGCCUCUUACUUUUACUAUUACGAAUAUAAGCAAAACACAUAAUCUUAAAUAAGAACCUUAGAAUUUAAUUUCAAGAACUCAUUAAAGUAAGCGUAAAUAAAACUCGUUUAAUUUUCUUCUA